AAAGAUGUCGUGUCGACAGGUUUACAAGUUGCUAAACUUGUGUAAUCGCCUGGAAAAAGUGAAUUUCCUGCGGAGAAAUGUGGCUAUUUUGUCCCAACGAAUGUUCCUCAGUUCACGACAAUCACCUGUACACAGUGCCUCAGUCAUUAGAGUCCCGGUGAGACACAAAUACACCGGGAAGGGAAAGGCAAGCGGCAGCAAAGAUGAGGACUCUGACAGUGAUGCUGAUGAACUCGAGGAGCUCCAGGAGAAUGACAAGAAUCUAAUUAAGUCAUCAGUGACGUCCUUGCGAGCUGAUUUGCUGAUAAGAACUGGAUUGGGAACGGCAAGAAACAAAGUGGAGACGAAAUUCUACGAGGGAAAGAUUCGUGUGAAUGGUAAGAAGAUUCCCAAGAAGAGCUACCAUGUGAAGGUGGGAGAUGAGAUUGAUGUGAUUAAGAAUGUGAGUCCCAACAAUCCGGAACACUUGGUGAUUUCGAGGCUUGAACUUGUGUCGGCCACUCCCAAGGAGGAGAGCAUCUCUGUGCUCUUGAGGCGCUUCAAGACGCUGGUGGUGGACAACUACGACGAGAGGGAUGCGUACAAAGAGUCUGAUAAGUCCGAAGGCUGAGGGAAGAUCGGUUUAAGCGAAGAGUAGUUGAAAUAAGAGCCAUAAAGUUCUUCCAAAA
Molecule: messenger RNA, 668 nt
Organism: Phlebotomus argentipes
Lineage: Eukaryota; Metazoa; Arthropoda; Insecta; Diptera; Psychodidae
Product: mitochondrial transcription rescue factor 1
Exons: 3
Coding region: 5-610 (201 amino acids)
Molecular function (GO): RNA binding
Source: RefSeq, a predicted model, not a curated record